Molecule: messenger RNA, 1173 nt
Organism: Penaeus monodon (black tiger shrimp)
Lineage: Eukaryota; Metazoa; Arthropoda; Malacostraca; Decapoda; Penaeidae
Gene: Dcps
Product: m7GpppX diphosphatase-like
Exons: 7
Coding region: 100-1158 (352 amino acids)
Biological process (GO): deadenylation-dependent decapping of nuclear-transcribed mRNA
Cellular component (GO): P-body; nucleus
Molecular function (GO): RNA 7-methylguanosine cap binding; hydrolase activity
Source: RefSeq, a predicted model, not a curated record
GAUGUGUUUGUGUGUCAGGUAUUCGUGCGUGUACCUCUGUGUAUAGUUAAGCGUUCCCGAGCAAGGCAUUACCACAGUCGAAAAUGCCGGUGCAGUGGGAUGGAGCGUUUCAAGUUUCAAAUACAAUUCAGAAAUAUGGCUGAAGCAAAAGCAAAGGAAGACUAUGUACAUGUUAGCAAGAAGAUGCGAACAGAUGUGUGCAGUAAUGCCAUUGACAGCACCACAGACAAGAAGUGUGAUUCCGACCAAUCAGGAGACAGAGAUAAUCUUUUCAAGACAUUUGAAAACUUCGAAGUACAACGCAUAUUAAAUAACUCUGAGGAUCACAAAAGUAUUGCUGUUGUUGGCCGCCUGAAAGGAAAGGAAGGGAAUGCUGUAAUCAUGUUAAAGAAAUUAGCCUUCAAUGCAGAGAAAAUAGAAGAGAUAUUUAGUGGCAAAACAGAAACUAAAACUUUGUUCCGCAAUGACAUAUACUACAACAGCACAGCAUGGAUGCCAAGAGAAUUGAAUGAGCUGGGAGCGACCAUCAUCUAUCCAGCGGAGGAAAAGCAUGUGCUUAAAUAUGAGAGGCAGUCUUCUUCUUUUGUCUUUGAAACACCUGAGCUGUUCAAGGAGGUUACAAAACCAUUCAUUGAGUCGGCUUCCUUUAGCAAAGAGUGGAUAUAUAAUAUUUUAGAACACAAAAAAGAGGAAGAUCGGAUUGUUUUUGAGGAUCCAGACCCAGAAACUGGCUUCAUCCUCUUACCAGACAUGAAGUGGACUGGAGAACAGAUUGAAGACCUGUAUCUUCAGGCAAUUGUUCACAGAAGGGACCUGACAUGCAUCCGUGACCUUAGAGGCAACCACAUUCCUUUGCUUAAGAAUAUUUUGAAGAAAGGAACAGAAGCUAUAAUGGAGAAGUAUGGGAUCCCAGCACACAAGCUCCGUAUAUAUAUCCACUACCUGCCAUCAUUCUACCAUCUCCAUGUUCAUUUUACUGCCCUCUCAUUUGAUGCUCCAGGCACUUGGAUUGGAAAAGCAUUUACGCUUUCGUCAGUGAUCAGCAACCUAAACCUCAGGCCAGAUCACUAUCAGUUUGCUGAACUUUCAUUCACUUUAAAGGAUAAUCAUCCCCUCCAUGCAAAGUUUGAAGAGAAAGGUAAGGUUUUUAGUAUGUAGUUAAUGAAGUAUGAA